AUGAUGAGAAAGGCACUUGUCUUGGCCGCCUUGGUGGCGGUUCCCGACUUGACAUUGGGGUUUCAACCGAUCCAUAGCGUAUCGCCGUCACUACCUGAUGGCAAUGAACGGUCCAGUAAUCUUCUCGGUUGUGACAUUGACAGCCAAAGACGAAGACAAAUCUUGUUUUCCAUGCUCUACGGCUCGGCCGCUUUGAGUAGUUUUUCACCCAGUGCUGCCGUGGCAGAACCGAUAACGGAAUCAGACUCUCCUGCCGAGGGCACCGCAGACGAUGGACCGAUCAAUAUCCUAAGACCACCCAAAGACGACCGAGAGUACUUCACCUAUACUCUCGACAAUGGACUGAGGGUGCUCCUUUGUUCGGAUCCAUCCUCCAAUGAAGCUGCGGCUGCAAUGGAUGUCCAUGUUGGUGCCUGUUCAGAUCCAGUCGAUAUUCCUGGUAUGGCACAUUUUACAGAACACAUGAGCUUCCUGGGGAGCAAACCAUAUCCAAAGGAAGAUGGCUUCUCCUCCUUCCUCUCUGCGAAUGGAGGAUCCAGCAAUGCAUAUACAGACAGUGAAGAUACCGUCUACUACUUUAGCAUGGAGGCAGAAGCAGACGGCCGCCUUUCAGAGGGUCUCGAUAUCUUUGGGUCACUCUUCACGUCACCCCUCUUCACAGAAAGUGCCACUGGGCGCGAACUCAACGCCAUUGAAAGUGAGAAUGCCAAAAACCUUCAAACAGAUUCCUUUAGAGCGUAUCAGCUUACCAAAUCAAGAGCCAAUUCCGAUCAUCCAUUCAGCAAAUUCUUUACGGGCAACAAAAAGACACUGCUGGAUGACACCAAGGCCAAGGGAAUCAAUUUGAGAAAAGAAUUAAUCAACUUUUACAAUCGAUACUACUCGGCCAACCAAAUGUCAUUGGCCAUUGUUGCCCCACAACCAAUCAACAAGCUGAAAGACAUGGUAAAGAAGUCCUUCUCGGGCAUUCCCAACAAGGAUGUCGGCAAACCAGAAGAAGAAUGGCGUGGCAUUCCACCUUACAAUGGCAAUAGUGUUGUUCCAUCCCUCCAAAGCGUGGUGGAAGUAGUACCUGUUCAGGAUAUUCGACAAUUGGCACUUAGCUGGCCUGUCUUGUACCAAUCGGAGGAUGACAGGAGAGACGCGCUGUUGGAAAAACAGGCAAACUAUGUUGCACAUCUGAUUGGCCAUGAAGGUCCAGGUUCGCUUCUUUCUUACCUCAAGAGGAAGCAAUGGGCCAACGCGUUGUCAUCGGCAACUGAAACGGAGCUGGCGGACUAUGAGACGUUCGAAGUUGUGGUCGGGCUGACGACGAGUGGAUUGGCCAAUGUGGAGAAAGUGGUAGAAGCAAUCUUUUCAUACAUUAACAUGCUCAGAGAGUCUCCAAUCCCAGAUUAUGUCUUUCAAGAGGUCCUUCAAACCAACGAACUUGAAUGGCGCUUCAUGUCCAAAGGCAGCGCCGGAGGCUAUGUCCAGUCUCUGGCACCUGCAAUGCAAAAGUACCCGCCCAGUCUCGUCGUAGCUGGUCCGAGGCGGAUUGCAUUGGCAGAACCAGAAGGCAAGCUACUAGACACCAGCAAUCCACGAACGGCAUUCUCAUCAAGGGCACAGUUACAAGCCACAAAAGAGUCUGUCAAAAAGUAUGUUUCGAAUCUAUCGUUGGACAAUGUAAUGAUGACAGUCAUGAGCAAAUCUUUUGAAGGAAAAACAGACAAGACUGAGAAAUGGUAUGGAACCGAGUACUCGGCAAGGCCUAUCCCAAUCGAGACGCUGAUGAAGUGGCAGAAUUGUCCCAGUCCAAAGUCAUUCAAAAUCGACUACCCCAGACCAAAUGUUUUCAUACCAUCUGAGACCGGGCUCCGGGUCAAGAUUCCGCCGAAAGAAAAGCCAGCGUCCAAGGAUUUUGAAACUCGAAUAACACCUAUUCCUCCACCUGGUGUCAUUCGGGACGAUGGACCUGACGGUCGCUGGACCGUGAACUUUAAGGCUGACGACCGCUUUGGUCAACCGAAAGCCUUUGUGGUCUUCGAGCUUCUCACCUCGGAAGUGUCUGGUACAGCCUACAAAUCUACACUGUCCACGUUUUACGACGCAUGUGUAUUUGAUCGCCUAGGAGAGUAUGCGUAUGAUGCCGGUCUCGCUGGUUUGACAUACGACGUCAAGGUGCUUCCGCGAGGCGUCAGGCUUACAUUUGGUGGAUAUAACGACAAGCUGCAAAAGUUCGCUGCCUACGUCUCGCAGAAGAUUUCGAAAGACGUGAAAAGCAUAUUGCCAAAGACGGAAGCUGAAUUUGAUCGGUACAAGGAUCAAAUCAAACGCGCCCUGUCGGCUUUCGAUGUCAAACAACCCUAUGCCCAUGCAUCCUACUAUGCCAACCUGAACAUCCAGCCUCUUCGUUUCCAAUACACCAAUCAACAAUUACGAGAAGCGACCGAGAAGGCGACUCUUCAGGAUCUAGUGUCCUAUGCCACGACAGUGUGGUCAUCAGGGAAGGGUCAAGCACUGGUUCAGGGGAAUUUGAACGAGCAAGAGGCACAAGAACUGGUCAGACAACUCGACAAGACAUUGGGAUUCAAAAGCAUUCCACAAAUCGAGGUUCCAGAUCAACUCAAACCAUUACCACUGCCAACACCUGCCAAGUUUACCGACGGGAAACCUUCUAGUUUGCGGCGAACGCGCCUGGUUGUCGCUGAACCCAACCCCGUGAACGCCAAUGCGGCAUCCUACGUCAUGGUUCAAAACUUAGGCGAAAGCGCAAAGGACCAUGUGAUUAUUGAACUGAUCAGUUCCAUUGUCGAGCAACCCUUUUACGACGAGCUGCGGACGCGACAACAAUUGGGCUAUAUCGUGUCUUCCGGUGUCCGUGCUUUGGGCAGGACGAGGACUUUUGCCUUUAUUGUGCAGUCCAGCGUCGCUCCUGUCGAGAAACUAACGACAGAGACACUAAAGUACAUGGAUGGAAUUCGUGACCGACUGGACAAGCUUCCAAAAGUGGAACUGGGCACCUAUGUCAAGGGUCUGAUAGAUCGUAAGUUGGAGCCCGACAAGACGCUGGCCAGCGAAGUGAUGCGCAAUUGGGCCGAAAUUGCCAGUGAUCGAUUGGAAUUUGAUCGCGUUCAAAGAGAGGCUUUGGCGUUGCUGGAAGUGAACAAGUCGGAUCUCUUGGAGUUUUGGGAUCGCAUAUACGUAGGACGCGACAGCCGAGUGCUGAUUACUCAAAUUGUUCCACGGAGUGGUCCUGCAUCAUCUCCGGAACCUCCCAAGAGCUUUGGAUACUCCAGCCUUGCCAACAAAAAUCCUCCUGAGGGCCUUGUCUUGGGCGAGGAUGACAUUGAAGCGUUCCGUCGAGACUUGGAGGCAGGGAUGGCAUAA
Seminavis robusta is the source of this 3372-nucleotide messenger RNA. The record is from the annotation of a GenBank genome assembly. NCBI's taxonomy places the organism in Eukaryota, Bacillariophyta, Bacillariophyceae, Naviculales, Naviculaceae.